This is a messenger RNA of Theileria parva strain Muguga, 964 nucleotides long. It is a transcript of the gene Ash2l, whose product is annotated as SPRY domain protein. The transcript is spliced from 9 exons. Lineage: Eukaryota; Apicomplexa; Aconoidasida; Piroplasmida; Theileriidae. Gene Ontology annotation, cellular component: Set1C/COMPASS complex. The record is from RefSeq and is a predicted model, not a curated record. Gene Ontology annotation, molecular function: transcription cis-regulatory region binding; protein binding. Bases 134 to 949 code for a protein of 271 amino acids.
CGACACCAAACAAUUAACUAUAGAGCAAAAAAUAAAUUAUUUUAUAAAAAUACAUAAUUAGUUUUAAAAAUUUUAAUAUUGUGUAAAAAAUUGAUUAUUGUGUGAAAAUUGUGGUAACAGUAAAAAAUAUAUAAUGAAAGGUGAAUGCGAAGUUGAUACUUCUAGUUUAACACCUCCUUCUAAAAUAAAGAGGAGCUAUAACAAUGGGAUUGCUGAGUAUAAGCUGAAGAAAAAUGGAAUUGAUGACGGUGUUGUUCCUAAACUAUCUUACAAAUUUAAGGAUAAAAAUAUCAAAUUGACCCCUGAUCGACUUUCAGCCACCGGUUACAAAGGUUGGUCGUCGGUGUUUUGUACACAUUGUGCUUGUACUGGAAAAUGGUAUUAUGAAGUUAAAAUAAAUCAAGAUUAUAAAAAUCUUAAAUUUGUCGGUCAUGAUAAUUCUUUUAAACACCAGAUUAAAGGGCAUGUUAGAGUGGGUUAUGCAUGUAGAUAUCAGAGAUAUGAUACACCUGUUGGAAUUAAUAGUUACGGAUUCUCAAUUUCCGACAUUGAUGGAAAGGCUUGUUAUAAUUCAAAGAAAUACCCCUAUGCCACCUCAUUCAGUGUUGGAGAUGUGAUUGGAUGUUAUUUGAGUUUGGAGAUUCCGACUACUGAUUUUCAUGAUCCCCGAGGCGAUUUAAAGUUAUACGAAUUUCUCAGAGAUGGAGUAUUAUGUGACCCUAAGAAUAUACCACCAUCCAGAACAAAUCCCAAUUCUUUUACACAAUUUUCAAUCAACGGCAAAUUAUAUGAUAAAUUGGAUAUUGACGUAUAUGAUGGAUAUUAUCACCCAGCAAUUUCACUUUAUAUGGGAGCUUCUAUCACAAUUAAUCUAGGACCCAACUUUGUAUAUAAACCACCUGAAGAAUAUAAACCAUGUUGUCUAAUGGACAAACCAAUAAUUAAUUAAUUUUUUGUGAAAAUG